Messenger RNA from Angiostrongylus costaricensis, 1182 nucleotides. NCBI's taxonomy places the organism in Eukaryota, Metazoa, Nematoda, Chromadorea, Rhabditida, Metastrongylidae. The record is from the annotation of a GenBank genome assembly.
AUGAAAUUCGACGAGUUUCUGUUCUCUUAUAUAGGAGAAAUGGGCAGAUACCAAAAAAUUCAGUUCUUACUUGUAUGCCUCCCAACUAUCAUUGUGUCAAUGCACGCGCUAAGUUGGUCGUUAGCUGCCGUUCCUGUCCCAUUUAGAUGUGCCUCACCUCUGGAGGCGCACGAAUCACCAUAUCUCACUAAUGACUCCAGUUUUUCAAUUAGAGAAUGUAGAGACUGGAAAGACAUGCCUGUUCCAAUAAGUGAAUCAGGCAUUCCAGGAGUACACUUCGAUAUUUCGUGUUCACGUGGAUGGAUCCGCGCUACGGUGCAAGCAUUCUACUACGUUGGUCAGAUGAUAGGCUCCAUGGUGUUCGGAGUACUAGGAGACAGGAUUGGGCGUAAGAAGGUUUUCUUCAUAGCUAUUCUUGUGCAAAUAUUCUGUGGACUUACAUCCGUCGCUGCUCCGUCGUGGUGGUUGUUUGCUUUGUUUCGCGCUGGACUGGGUUUUUCUCAUCCGGGAAUAUUCGUGAUAGCGGUUGUAAUCGGUAUGGAGUUAGUUGGGCCGCAAUAUAGAAAGUUGGCAUCUGUGAUUACUGGUGGAUUUUUUGCAGUUGGGCAGGUCCUUCUCGGCAUUGAAGGAUAUUUUUUUACGGACUAUCGUUAUCUGCAAUUGGCGAUAGUUUCACCGGCAUUCUUUUUCCUUAGUUAUUGGUGGUUGGUUCCAGAAAGUGCACGUUGGUUGGUGACUCAACGAAAAUAUAUGGAUGCUGAUAAAGUAUUGCAGGAAGCAGCAAAAAUGAAUGGCGUAACACUACCCGAGAAUUGGUGGGAGCAGCUCGAUAUGGAAAGUGAACCUAACAAGACAACUGUGAAGAAGUAUAAGAUGUGGGAUCUAUUCAAGACACCGGUGUUGAGAAAGCGGACCCUUGUCACAUUUUUCUUGUGGCCUGUUGUCUCAUUGGUGUACUAUGGAAUGGCAAUGAAACCGAAUGCUCUUGGUGGCGACAUAUACAUAAAUUUUAUAUUUUCGGCCAGUGUAGAAAUCCCAGCACUCAUUUUAGUACUGCUGCUUAUUGAUAGGGUAGGUCGUCGCGUGGUACUUAGUGGAGGAUAUUUCCUUGCUGGAGGCUGUUUGUUGAUGAACUAUUUCAUGGGAGACAACGGUAAAUUUUCUACCAAAGUCGUAGUAUAG